AGAGCAAACGACUAGGCAUUGCUGCGACAACCUCGGAAGGAGGACUGCCCUGUAGAGCCGCCGUACACCCCGACUGUUGGCCUCCGGAACCUCUGGAACCCUCAGCUUGGCAGGACAACCUUCCUUCCCUGUCCCCGCCCUUCCAGGUUGGUCCCAGCCCCCGCAGCCCGGGCGGGCAGGACCACACCCGCUUCCCUCCGGUGGCUCGUCCGCCCCCGCCGCAGUUCGCGGGAGCGUUCUUCCUGGGGCGGGCUCGGGCUUAGGGCGCAUGCGCACAGCUGAAGGGCGCCUCCCUGCCCGGAUCUCGCGAAGUUACGUUAGAUUGGCCGCCGGUGACGGGUGGCCGGCCGGGGGCGGGAGGGCUUCUGUGGUAGAAAGGGAGGUCCACUCGGCCGGGCGCGCCGCCCCAGUGCUCUGUGGGAUACUGGAAGUCUCGAGCGUCUCCUCCCGGUUCCCAGCCCUCCUCUGGCCCGCACUCACAGAAGCAGGCACACACCCCCUGCCUCCCCUCUCUUCCCUCUCCACCUCCCCCUUCCCCCUCGCGAUAAGAAGACCCGGCGGCAGGAGAGGGGAUGAAGAUGGCGGACGCGAAGCAGAAGCGGAACGAGCAGCUGAAGCGCUGGAUCGGCUCCGAGACCGACCUCGAGCCUCCUGUGGUGAAGCGCCAGAAGACCAAGGUGAAGUUCGACGAUGGCGCCGUCUUCCUCGCUGCUUGUUCCAGCGGCGAUACGGACGAGGUCCUCAAGCUGCUGCAUCGCGGCGCCGACAUCAAUUACGCCAAUGUGGACGGACUCACUGCCCUGCACCAGGCUUGCAUUGAUGACAAUGUUGAUAUGGUGAAGUUUCUGGUAGAAAAUGGAGCAAAUAUUAAUCAACCUGAUAAUGAAGGCUGGAUACCACUACAUGCAGCUGCUUCCUGUGGAUAUCUCGAUAUUGCAGAGUUUUUGAUUGGCCAGGGAGCGCAUGUAGGAGCUGUUAACAGCGAAGGAGACACUCCUUUAGAUAUUGCUGAGGAGGAGGCAAUGGAAGAGCUACUUCAAAAUGAAGUGAAUCGGCAAGGAGUCGAUAUAGAAGCAGCUCGAAAGGAAGAAGAACGGAUAAUGCUAAGAGAUGCAAGACAAUGGCUAAAUAGUGGUCAUAUAAAUGAUGUCCGGCAUGCAAAGUCUGGAGGUACAGCACUUCAUGUUGCAGCUGCCAAAGGCUAUACAGAAGUUUUAAAACUUUUAAUACAGGCAGGCUAUGAUGUUAAUAUUAAAGAUUAUGAUGGCUGGACACCUCUUCAUGCUGCAGCUCACUGGGGUAAAGAAGAAGCAUGUCGAAUAUUAGUGGACAAUUUGUGUGAUAUGGAGAUGAUCAACAAAGUGGGCCAGACAGCCUUUGAUGUAGCAGAUGAAGACAUUUUGGGAUAUUUAGAAGAGUUGCAAAAGAAACAAAAUCUGCUGCAUAGUGAAAAACGGGAGAAGAAGUCUCCACUAAUUGAAUCAACAGCCAACAUGGACAAUAAUCAGUCACAGAAGACCUUUAAAAACAAAGAGACAUUAAUUAUUGAGCCAGAGAAAAAUGCAUCCCGUAUUGAAUCUCUGGAACAAGAAAAGGUUGAUGAAGAAGAAGAAGGAAAGAAAGAUGAAUCUAGCUGCUCUAGUGAAGAAGAUGAGGAAGAUGACUCAGAAUCAGAAGCUGAAACAGAUAAGACAAAACCCAUGGCUUCUGUAACUAAUGCCAAUACUUCUAGUACACCAGCAGCUCCUGUGGCUGUUACUACACCUCCUGUGUCAUCUGGUCAGGCAACACCCACAUCACCCAUAAAAAAGUUUCCAACUUCAGCUACAAAAAUUUCUUCCAAAGAAGAAGAGAGAAAAGAUGAGUCUCCUGCAUCUUGGAGGUUAGGACUUAGAAAGACUGGCAGUUAUGGUGCACUUGCAGAAAUCACAGCAUCUAAAGAAGCUCAGAAAGAAAAAGACACUGCAGGUGUUAUGCGUUCAGCUUCAAGUCCCAGACUUUCCUCAUCUUUGGAUAAUAAAGAAAAGGAGAAAGAUAGUAAAGGAACUAGGCUUGCAUAUGUUGCACCUACCAUUCCAAGACGACUAGCCAGUACAUCUGACAUUGAAGAGAAAGAAAACAGAGACUCUUCAAGUUUGCGAACAAGUAGUUCCUAUACAAGAAGAAAAUGGGAAGAUGAUCUCAAAAGGAAUAGCCCAAUUAAUGAAGUAUCAACUUAUCAUAAAAGUUGCUCCUUUGGUAGAAGACAAGAUGAUUUGAUUAGUUCUAGUGUUCCAAGCACCACAUCAACACCAACAGUUACCUCUGCAGCUGGGCUUCAGAAAAGCCUGCUUUCCAGCACAAGCACUACUACAAAGAUUACAACGGGUUCUUCCUCAGCAGGCACACAAAGCAGAUCAUACCUCACUCCUGUUAGAGAUGAAGAGUCUGAGUCCCAAAGAAAAGCAAGAUCUAGACAAGCAAGACAGUCUAGAAGAUCAACACAGGGGGUGACAUUGACUGAUCUUCAGGAAGCUGAAAAAACAAUAGGAAGAAGUCGUUCUACACGAACCAGAGAACAAGAAAAUGAAGAAAAAGAAAAAGAGGAAAAAGAAAAACAGGAUAAAGAGAAGCAAGAGGAAAAAAAGGAGUCAGAAACAUCUAGAGAAGAUGAAUAUAAGCAAAAGUACUCCAGAACAUAUGAUGAGACUUACCAGCGUUACAGAUCUGUAUCAACUUCAAGUUCAACCACUCCAUCCUCUUCACUUUCUACCAUGAGCAGUUCACUGUACGCAUCCAGUCAACUAAACAGGCCAAAUAGUCUUGUGGGUAUUACUUCUGCUUACUCAAGAGGAUUAACAAAAGAACAUGAAAGAGAGGGAGAAAAGAGAGAAGAAGAGAAAGAAGGAGAAGAUAAAUCACAACCUAAAUCAAUCAGAGAACGUCGGCGACCAAGAGAGAAAAGAAGAUCUACUGGAGUUUCAUUUUGGACACAAGAUAGUGAUGAAAAUGAACAAGAACAGCAAUCAGAUACAGAAGAGGGAUCCAAUAAGAAAGAAACUCAGACGGAUUCCAUUUCUAGGUAUGAAACCAGUUCCACAUCAACUAGUGAUCGGUAUGAUUCCUUGCUGGGUCGCCCUGGAUCAUACAGUUCCUUAGAAGAAAGAAAACCUUACAGUAGCAGGCUAGAAAAGGAUGACUCAACUGACUUUAAAAAGCUUUAUGAACAAAUUCUAGCUGAAAAUGAAAAACUGAAAGCACAGCUACAUGAUACGAAUAUGGAACUGACAGAUCUUAAAUUGCAAUUGGAAAAGGCAACUCAGAGACAAGAAAGGUUUGCUGAUAGGUCACUAUUGGAAAUGGAAAAAAGGGAGCGAAGAGCUCUAGAAAGAAGAAUAUCUGAAAUGGAAGAAGAGCUCAAAAUGUUGCCAGAUCUUAAAGCAGACAACCAGAGGCUAAAGGAUGAAAAUGGGGCCUUGAUCAGAGUUAUAAGUAAACUUUCCAAAUAGAAUUUGUUAAAAAGCAGCAAAUAAUGGAAUUGCACCUAUUAGUAAGCCAGUGGACCAUAAUUGACAGUCACUGGAAGCCUGGGAAGAGUCCUUGGAGACUGUCAUUUUCGGAUAUCCUGCCAAAUGCCCUCUUGUCUUGGAGUUUUGUUUUGUUUAAUUUUCUGGGGGGGUUUUUCCUCGUAUCAAGACCAUUGUUUCAUGUUAACGCAGCUGCUGAGAAGAUUUUUUUAAAGACUGAGAAAACUUGUUUACAGCUCCAGCAUAUAAGGAAAGUGUUCAAGGCCAGAUUUGCCUCAGAUAUUUAACCAGUAAGCCUUAGUUGUACAUAAAUACUUUUGUGUCAACAGAAACUUUCAGCUCACACAGAAGACAGUUAUUCAACAUUUUUUGAUGUGCCACGGUUUCCAGUUUUUCGAUAUUUAAAUUUUUUUUUUUUUUGCUUUACAUCUAAGUUUGGGUUUGUAUGUUUUUCCUUUUAACUCUUCAUGUGGCAGACUCUUCUAUGUUUUCACAGCUUUUUCAUUUACAGAAAAGAACACUGCUCUUCUGAGGUCGUUGUCAUGUAUUAGGCUAAUGCGGUGUUAUCCCCCACCUGGAACUGAAUUGCUUGGUGGAACAUUUGCUUUCACUGUUUGUGCAAUAUGCAUUUAUUUCUUAUAUGAAUGCUUUAAAGUCCGUUGAAAUUAGAUUCUUUUAAGUCCUAUUUUCUGCCUUCAUUGGUCACUUUUUUGUUUUUUGUUUGUUUUUUACUAUUGUAGUAUAAGAUGUUAGAUUCUAUAAUCUUCACAUUCAUUUUAGCAGGUACUGAGUGAUGCUGUAUAUAUAAAUAAGUGUAUUGUUUUGAUUUUUAGACCACCACAUGGCAUGCUUAAUAUUUUUGUUAUUUCAAAUGUCUAAUAAUGCAAAGUAGGCUACUCCAUAAUAGUGUUAAAAACAAAAUUUGCUAACAAUGUGAUGAUAUAAAGACUUUAAAAGUAACACAUUAUGUGGAGCCCUAUCUUUACAAAAGUUUCCUACUGUAAAGUGCUUUUACUUUUAUUUUCAGUUUUUGAUAGUAUUCAACCAUAAUUAAAGUUGUAUAAGAUAAUUACUUCACAUUUCACAUACUGAUAUUUAUCUGAGUGCUGUCUAAAACUGUUGUGCUAGCCAAAGUGAUACUAUGAAAUCAUUUGCAGACGUACCAGUGAGUUCCUGUUAAAUGCACUGUUAUUGCCAUGUGAAGAGGCAUUGACUUUGAUACCACCGUCAUGUUCAGACCAUUUUAUACAUUUCAGUGGCCUUUUUAAAAAAAAGAAAAAAAAAGUAAAACCGAGUACAUAGUGGAAAUGGCUUUUAUUUGGACAAAUAGCUUUUAUAUUUUCAUUAAACCAUGCAAAAAUUAUUACAUCUUUCUGGCACAUAACUGUCUCUUUAACCACUGAACAGUUCAGCCAUUUGAAUAAAUUGUACAUUGUAAAGCUUAUAGUAGCUGAUUGUAUGAUUGAUUGUAUUGUAUACUAUAUUAAAUGUGAAUUUGUACCCCAUCAUUUUAAAAGGUCAUUGUGUUCUACUGCCUAUUUUAGAUUACUUUGGGGUUGGGAAAAGGUGUUUUGGUAAGCAGGAUUUAAGUCCUCUCUCUCUUGAUUGGUUUUAUGAAGAUAUAAGGUUAUGCUCUUACUACCAAGCUCAGGAUUCUUGAUUUUUAAAGGUACAAGGAUAGUUGUGGGAAUUUUAUUUUUGGUUAUAUUUGAACUGUAUGAGUGGUGGGUCUGAAUAUAGAGAAUUUCCAUGGUCUUAUAUGGACAUAAAAUAUACAGAUAAUUGAUCAGCUUGAGUGACUGCAACAUGUUCUGGUUGCACAACAGUUAGGCAUGCUAAGGAUUGUAUUUGUGAAGUUUGGAUGCCUGUGAAGAAUGAUUAAAUACAUGUUUCUAAUAUUUUAGUGUUUUGUAUUUAGGUUAUUUAUUCUUUGUAUCUAAAACUGAACAGCUACUGUGCUAUAUUGAUUUUAUUGGUAGUAUUGAGCAGACCUUGUUUCUGCAUGAAACUAGUUGCAAAACCCACUAUUUGGAAAUAAAAUGUAUUUUGACAUAUAACAAAUAAAAUGAAUAAAACUAUUUUAAAUGUGUGAACUUUUACUGAGACAUAUUAAAUUUUGUUCUGAGAUAUUUAAAUUCUGCAUGGGUAUUUUUUCACUAAUUGCUUUCAUUUGAUUCCAGUUUGCGUAAUUUUUGAAAUUGUAAUAUUGUGAUAAUUUGCAUAACAUUGUACAUGCACAUCUGUAAAUGCAAUCUUAAUCGCCAUAUUUAUGCAAUCUGUGUACCAAUUUGGACAAAUGUUUAUAUAUUUUACAUAAAGCUGUCUGUAUGCAGAACCUGA
Molecule: messenger RNA, 5846 nt
Organism: Phyllostomus discolor (pale spear-nosed bat)
Lineage: Eukaryota; Metazoa; Chordata; Mammalia; Chiroptera; Phyllostomidae
Gene: PPP1R12A
Product: protein phosphatase 1 regulatory subunit 12A
Exons: 24
Coding region: 573-3488 (971 amino acids)
Biological process (GO): signal transduction
Cellular component (GO): Z disc; A band; cytoplasm
Molecular function (GO): phosphatase regulator activity; protein kinase binding; enzyme inhibitor activity
Source: RefSeq, a predicted model, not a curated record